Necator americanus (New World hookworm) is the source of this 1026-nucleotide messenger RNA. RefSeq lists its product as uncharacterized. Gene Ontology annotation, molecular function: uridine phosphorylase activity. The record is from RefSeq and is a predicted model, not a curated record. Gene Ontology annotation, biological process: nucleotide catabolic process; uridine catabolic process. Gene Ontology annotation, cellular component: cytosol; cytoplasm. Lineage: Eukaryota; Metazoa; Nematoda; Chromadorea; Rhabditida; Ancylostomatidae. The transcript has 9 exons. The coding region runs from base 1 to 1026 and encodes 341 amino acids.
AUGUGUUAUGCGAUCGUUCGGCAUACUGCCGUUAAUCCACUGUUAGAUAACAGUCAACACCAUCAAGAUCACCAUCAUGAUCCGUCAGAAUCAUUAUCAGCGCUUCUUCGACUCGCAGCCGCUAAGGUUCUGGACUUCUGGAACUAUUACUCUGGCAGAUAUCCUCCUUUUGACAUUCGCAACAAAAAUCUCGACACUGCUGAGGAAGACUUCCUGUACCACUUUGGCUUCGGAACCAAAGAUAUGGACAUUCCGAAGGUUUUUGGAGAUACAAAAUUUGUUUGUACUGGAGGGUCACCAACUAGACUGAAAUUAUAUGCGGAGUGGUUUGCAAAGGAAUGCAGACUUCAGUGCAGUGAAAAUCUCUCAAAAAGUGAUCGCUUUGUUCUGUUCAAAACAGGAAAAGUAGUUUGGGUAAAUCAUGGCAUGGGAACCCCAUCACUAAGUAUUAUGCUUGUUGAAAUAUUGAAGCUGAUGUAUCACGCCAAAGCUAAGGAUGUUAAAUUCAUACGUAUGGGAACUUCUGGAGGCAUCGGUGUAGAGCCGGGCACCAUUAUCGUCUCUACGAAUGCGAUAAACGCUGAACUAAGCGAAAAGUACGUACAAUGGAUAGCCGGAAGGAGGGUGGAACGUGAAACAUAUCUCGACGAAGAUUUGCGCCGAGAACUGGUUGAAGUGGCUCGCGAAAGAAGACUUCCUGUGGAUACUGGUCUCACAAUGUGUGCUGAUGAUUUUUACGAAGGACAAAUGCGUCUUGACGGCUUUUUCUGUGAAUACAAACCAGAAGAUAAGUUUGAAUUUCUUAAGAAACUCUACGACAAAGGCGUACGAAAUAUUGAAAUGGAAACCACUUGUUUCGCUUCAAUGACAUUCCGUGCUGGGUGCAAAGCUGCCGUUGUCUGUGUCACUCUGCUAAAUCGCAUGAAAGGGGACCAGAUCAAGCUUGACCCGACUAAAUAUUUUCAAUUUGAGGAGCGCCCGUACCGACUAGUCACUGCGCUCAUAAAAAAACAACUCGACUACUAA